Molecule: messenger RNA, 1311 nt
Organism: Diabrotica balteata
Lineage: Eukaryota; Metazoa; Arthropoda; Insecta; Coleoptera; Chrysomelidae
Source: the annotation of a GenBank genome assembly
AUGCCAGAGAAAAUGGAAACAGAAAGGCCAUCAUUAAAAUAUCAGAAUUUUUCUGAAAAAUAUGCUGAACAACCAGAAGACUACAACAGACAGUAUUGUAGUAUAUAUUUGGCCCGCUUAAAUGAAAUGGAAAUAAUACUUAAAAACUCAAUUAAGCAUAAAUGGGGUGAUACUUAUCCAAUCAUAAAACUGCAUAAAUUAACGGAAGAAGACAAAGAUAAGUGUGUAGUAAUUGGAACUAUAUUUAAAGAUCAGAAACUAAAACCAUCGAUUCUCAAGGAAUUGUCUGAAGCUAAUCAGCUUGUAGCAGAAACCAAUCCUAUUAUUAAUAAUAAUUUUACAGAUGAUUCUGAUAAAUUAUUUAUAGAGGAUGAAGUCCAGAGGUAUGAGAUCGAUGGUGUUCCUUUAAGUGAUGUAGUAACUGGAAUAACAAUUGCUCUCCUGGGGUCAGAUGCUGGUAAAGGGAAAUUUAUAGCUGAAGAUUAUGUAUUUGCAGGAUUAAGAGAACAAAUAGAAAAGCCUUUACUUCAGGAGGAUAACUAUGUAGUAUUUUUAAGUGGCUUAGAUCUCAUCAACUGUGAAAAAAUAAUGUGGAACUUGGAAUUGUUAACGUUUUGGUUGAGUGGCAUGUUAAAUGAUGAAAGUGUAGUACCAAAAAUUGCUAGAAUAAUUAUUGCUGGAAAUAGUAUCAGAAUACAUUCAGAAAAAAGAAAACCAACUAUAUCUCUUAUUAGUAGAGUUGCUGAAACUGAUGAAAGUGUGGAAGCUGUUAAGGCUUUUGAUAACUUCUUGUCUCAAAUAUGUGGAUUAGUAGAGGUAGAUGUGAUGCCUGGGGAAAAUGAUCCCUCUAACCAAAUCCUACCACAAAAACAAAUGCAUCACUGUAUGUUUGCUAACUCAGCCACAUACAAAUCCUUACACCUGGUACCCAAUCCAUAUGCUUGUUCUUUGGAAAACAUAAAUAUUUUGGGAACUUCUGGCCAACCUGUGCAACAUGUUAUGUGGUAUUCAGAAAAUAAUACACCCAUCCAAGCUUUAGAAAAAUGCUUAGAGUGGGGACACAUAGCUCCUACUGCUCCUGAUACUUUAGGAUGUUAUCCUUAUUACAAAAAUGAUCCAUUUAUCAUUGAAAAGUGUCCCCAUAUUUUCUUUGCUGGAAAUCAGGAUGAAUUCAGUACUAAACUAAUUGAAGGUGCUCAAGGUCAAAAAGUGAGAUUAAUCAGCAUUCCAAAGUUUUGUACUAGUCAUCAAGCAGUACUUCUUAACCUGAAGAAUCUGGAGUGUACUACCAAGAUUUUUGACACGCUUUAA